AUGGCGGGACCGUAUGAUCCAGAAUGGACGGCCUUCGAGAAAUCGAUGGGCCCUCCACCAGUCCUUCCCGAAGACAUCGAGAGCCGAGUCGAGAUCUUCAACGAGAUGCUCGUGCAGUUCCAGAAACUGCUACCGCCCACAGAUCCUGGGAUUCAGACUCGAGACGAAAAAAUCAACCCCAACGUCACCGUCCGGAUCUACACACCCCCCUCAACAUCAGCACCUCCCUCCCCACCCCUCCCUCUAAUCCUCUUCAUCCACGGCGGCGGCUACCACGCCGGCAACCUCUCCACCGAAGACCACCUCUGCCGGCACAUGUGCUCCCACACGCCCUCCAUCGUCGUCUCGGUAGACUACCGCCUGUGCCUAACGCACAAAUUCCCCACCCCCAUCGAAGACUGCUACGCCGCCUACAAAUGGGCUUACGCAAACGCGGCCUCCCUCGGCGCCGACCCGCAGAAAUGCCUCGUCGCCGGCGGUUCCGCCGGCGGAGGCGCCGCCAUCGCGGUCGUCUACCGCCUCGUGCGGCGCGGGGAGGACGUCGCGGGGCUGGUGGCCAUAUCGCCCAUGUCGCUGCAUCCGGACGUCGUGCCGGUGGCGUAUCGAGCGCAGCAUACAGCGUACGUGGAGAACGGCGGCGCGAUCCCAGUCGUGAACGCCCAGGACGCCAUGGCGGCGUUCGCGAUGCUGAGCGAAGAGGGCUGCGCCCCGGCGUAUGCGAACGGGGAGUGGUUCCCGCAGACGCGAGGGGCGGAGGCGUUCAAGGGUUUUCCGCGGACGUGGGUUUUCAAUACGGAUCUGGAGUGUUUUCGGGAUGAUGGCGGGGUUUUGGAGUUGGAGGUCAGGGAUGCGGGGGGAGUGGUGAGGAGGGAGGUGAUGGAGGGGUGGCCGCAUUAUUUUUGGUGUUUUCCUGUCGGGGGAGGGGGGGAUGAGUUUCGGAGGAGGCUUGUGGGGGGGUUGAGGUGGGUGAUUGGGGGGGAUUGA
Messenger RNA from Zasmidium cellare ATCC 36951, 984 nucleotides. RefSeq lists its product as uncharacterized. The transcript is spliced from 3 exons. The record is from RefSeq and is a predicted model, not a curated record. Gene Ontology annotation, molecular function: hydrolase activity. NCBI's taxonomy places the organism in Eukaryota, Fungi, Ascomycota, Dothideomycetes, Mycosphaerellales, Mycosphaerellaceae. The coding region runs from base 1 to 984 and encodes 327 amino acids.